AUGGAUAGAAACAAAAAGGGUAAAAUAGCCAUAAUUACCGGCGGUGCUUCUGGAAUAGGAGCUGCGUAUGUAAAAAGACUGUUUAAAAGUGGCAUGAAAGGUUGCACAAUCGCGGACAUCGAUGAGCAAGGCGAAGCCCUGGCCAAGGAAAUGGAAUGUUGUUAUGGAAAGGGGAGAGCGCAUUUUGUCAAGACUGAUUUAGUAAAUGCGGAACAGUUUGAAUGUGUCUUUGAAAAGACCAUGCAGAAAUACAAGAAGCUGGACUUGCUGGUGAACAAUGCGGGCAAGCUAAAGGACAAAGCCUGGGAGGAAAUGAUCGACUUAAAUAUAACAACUACAGUCAGAGGCAAUUUGUUGGGCAUUAAGUAUAUGGGCAAAAAUAACGGCUAUGGAGGUGGCACCAUCGUUAACACUUCGUCCAUCGCAGGACUGCAAGCAUUUAACGAAUUUCCUUGCUAUUCCGGCGCCAAACAUUUUAUUAUAGGGUUCACCAGAUCAAUCGGUACCAGAUUUUGGUUCGAUUUGACCGGCAUUCGAUUCAUGUCUAUUUGCCCGGGUGUAACGGAUACUUCGAUGAUCGACAAUGCACCCAACUGGGUGCUUGAUGGCUUUCCCGACUUGGAGAAACGAGCUAAACGCCAACUUCUCAAUGAACCCUGCCAAAAUGUUGAAGACGUGGCAGAAGGUUUAAACGAGAUGCUCAAUUAUGGAGACAAUGGCAGUAUAUGGGUAUGUCAAGGAGGUGGUCCUAUUUAUGAUGUGAUUAUUCCUCCCAUUCGAGAGAUGAAGAUUGGGUGUUAAUAUACGCAUCAAAGCUAAAUCUCAAUUCGUCGAUAUUUAAUUUGACUGUGGUUGUAUCAGUAGCAAAACAAUUUUUACCUUUUUAUGUAACUGUAAAGUGUAACUGACUCUUUGUUAAAAGAAACCGGGUAAAUUGUUGUAACAUCCAAAUAAUUAUGCAUAUAUUCGAUAGGCCUAGUCUCCGGAAACUAAUAGGCGCCUAAAUAAUAAAAAUGUGUAACAAACA
Messenger RNA from Dendroctonus ponderosae (mountain pine beetle), 1027 nucleotides. RefSeq names its product 15-hydroxyprostaglandin dehydrogenase [NAD(+)]. The record is from RefSeq and is a predicted model, not a curated record. The transcript has 2 exons. The coding region runs from base 1 to 801 and encodes 266 amino acids. Gene Ontology annotation, cellular component: cytoplasm. Gene Ontology annotation, molecular function: oxidoreductase activity, acting on the CH-OH group of donors, NAD or NADP as acceptor. Lineage: Eukaryota; Metazoa; Arthropoda; Insecta; Coleoptera; Curculionidae.